AUGAAACUCCUUGUCUUCGCCCUCCUCGGAGCUAUUGCUGUCGCCACAACUGCCAUACCUGAAGUUAAUGCGAACGGCGUCAAGUACCAAGGUAUUGAGCGUAACGGAGUCGAGAUAUUCCUGGGCAUUCCAUACGCACAAGACACCAGCGGCGAGAACAGGUUCAAACCUCCUCGUCCACAUGUCUUUCCUCCCGGAGCCACAUUCAACGCAACAAAGCCUGGCCAUGCAUGCCCGCAGCCACUUGGCGUGUUGUUUCCACCUCUUGGGCUUGGCAACAUCACAGACAUCUCCGAGGACUGCUUGAACCUGAACGUAGCGAGGCCGAAGGAUAUGGAUGCAGCCAAGAAGCUACCUGUUAUGGUUUGGAUCCAUGGAGGUAGCUUUUGGUGGGCUUCGAAUACGGAGCCGACUACGGCACCUGAUGGAUUGAUUCGACAGUCCGUGGAGAAUGGUGAUCCGGUUAUCCAUGUGGCAAUGAACUAUCGUCUUGGAUUCUUUGGAUUUGCCAACUCGGGCACUCUAAAAAGCGAGGGCAGUGAGAACGCUGGUCUCCGUGACCAGCGCGCAGCCAUUGAGUGGGUACGCGACAACAUUGAGGCCUUUGGAGGUGACUCGGAGAACAUCACCAUCUUCGGCCAAUCAUCCGGUGGGCUCGCCAUUGGUAUGCAUAUCCUUGCCUACGGAGGCACGAAGCCGUUGCCCUUUCAGCGAGGCAUUGCCCAGUCGCAGUCACUUGAGCCUGGUAUCACUGGAUCGUUUGCUCGAGAUGCUAUGAAGGCGGUGGUCGAUUACAUUGGAUGCAAUGCCACAUCCCUCGACGAACCAGAGACCAUCUCCUGUCUUCGUAAGAUGGACACGGCCAUGUUGCUCAAUGCCUCAAUCAUAACUUAUCAGAGUGGCAUUGCUCAUAACAUUGGGGACGUCUGGUUGCCGAUUGUCGAUGGUGACUUUCUUCCCGCAGGGCCGAGUAAGCUGAUUGCCGAGGGUCGUUUUGGAAACGCAACCUUCAUGUCCGGCUGGCAGCAAGACGACAUGAACUACUACACCAACACCUCGAUCAUAACGGCCAAUGAUACGAACGAAUUCAUCCGCGCAUAUCUACCAGCAAUGCCCGAAGCUUCAGUGGCCCAGCUACUAAACAUGUACCCCGUGGAUGAGUUCAAGGCUAGCGUAAACCUGACCGCAGAAUUCCACCGAUCCGCUCGUAUCUUUCGGGACAUUCUCAUGGUCUGCCCAUCUCUUCACCUCGGAGAAGCAGUCGAGGAGAAAUACCACGGCCCAGUCUUCUUCUUCAACUUCAACCAAACAAUCCUGGAACCGCUUUUGGAACACGAGACGAAUGUGUCCGGCUACGGCGUAGUACACACCUCUGAAUUUGCAUAUAUGUUUGACAGCUUUCGGGCGUAUGACGUGUCGGGCUAUCCUCUGCAUGCGGCCCAGGCGGACCGUGAUCUUGCUGUUCGAGCCAGUCGAUCCUGGAGCACCUAUGCAAGCAAAGGUCAUGCGGUUGCCCCCAGUAGCCCUGAGCAUCCGUCCACCACUAUUCAAGGCUGGGACGGUGCCUUUUCAUGCCCGGGCGGCCCGUACGUGAUGACAAUUGGAGGGCCGAGUGAAGGUUUCUUUGCAUUGACAGGGGUAAACUCGACGGAGGUGGUGCGGACACAAAGGCUGGAGGAGCGAUGUGGAUUCCUGAAUAGUCGCGCGAUUAUUGAGGGCCUCCAGUAUUAA
Molecule: messenger RNA, 1731 nt
Organism: Plenodomus lingam JN3
Lineage: Eukaryota; Fungi; Ascomycota; Dothideomycetes; Pleosporales; Leptosphaeriaceae
Source: RefSeq, a predicted model, not a curated record